This is a messenger RNA of Adineta ricciae, 7809 nucleotides long. The record is from the annotation of a GenBank genome assembly. Lineage: Eukaryota; Metazoa; Rotifera; Eurotatoria; Adinetida; Adinetidae.
AUGGUAACAAGUAGCGGAUCGACAACAAGCAAUGGAGACAGUCAUCAACAGAGUGGACAUAUGAUGACCUUAAAUAUUCAUAUUCCACGUGACAGUAGCGUACAUUCAAUGCAAUUCGAUGUUCAAAUGUUAAUUAGUGAUAUAAUACAUAAUAUUCAACAGUAUUUACCACUAGUUGUCGAUCACGAUUUGUCAGAAUACGGUCUCGUUGUUAAUGAUAUUCAACAUUCAUCAAGAAGUUAUUGGCUUGAUCCGACAAAAAUAUUGAAUUAUUAUCCUUUAAAGAAUGGAGAUCACGUUGAAUACAAAAAUCGAUAUCGUCCACUUAAAAUUCGUCUACUCGAUGGGACUGUUAAAACAAUUCUUAUCGAUGAUUCAUUGAUUGUCGCUCAAUUGAUGGUUUAUAUAUGUACAAAAUUCGGUAUUGCGAAUUAUGAUGAAUAUUCAUUAGUAUACGAUCUUGAAGCCGAUGAUGGGAAUAAUAAUACAAAAACGGCAACUCUUCUUCGAGAUCGAUCCUUGCAACGAACGGACAAAAAGAUGGAAGAAUUACGAAAAAAAUGUCAUACAGAUGAUGAUACACUUUGGCUUGAUCAAUCAAAAAGUCUUCGUCAACAAGAUAUCGACGAACAAUCAACUGUUGUUCUACGACGAAAAUAUUUCUUCUCCGACACGAAUAUCGAUCAGCGUGAUCCAGUUCAAUUGAAUUUGCUUUAUGUUCAAUGUCGAAACGGUAUUGUCGAUGGGACACAUCCUGUCACAUACGAUGAAGCAAUUCAAUUCGCUGGUCUACAGUGUCAAAUACAGUUUGGUGAUCAUGAAGAGUCCAAACAUAAGCCAGGGAUUAUCGAUAUACGUGAUUUUCUACCCAAAGAGUAUGCCAAAACGAAAAAUGUGGAAAGAAAAAUCUUUCUUGAACAUAAGAAACAUGCUAGUAUCUCAGAAUUGGAUGGCAAAGUCAAGUAUACACAACUGUGUCGCUCAUUGCGAACGUACGGUGUAACAUUUUUUCUCGUUAAAGAGAAAAUGUCGGGCAAGAACAAACUUGUGCCACGCCUUCUUGGCGUAACAAAAGAAUCAAUCAUCCGAGUUGAUGAACGAACAAAAGACUUUUUAGAAAUCUGGCCGUUAACACAUGUCAAACGAUGGACAGCAUCUCCAAAUACGUUUACAUUGGAUUUCGGUGAUUACGCAACGGCUUAUUACUCAGUACAAACACAUGAAGGUCAACAAAUUUCUCAAUUAAUCGCUGGUUACAUUGAUAUCAUUUUGAAAAAAAGAAAAGAUCGCGAGUGUACGACAAGUCGAGAUGGAAUUGCUGAUGAAGAAUCGACAAUGAUUGAAGAUAUGAUCGCACCAGGAAAAGCAACCAUCAUACAACCAAAUCGCCCAGCAAUCGAUUUCGUACGUCAACAAAAUGUUUACUCACCGCCAGUAAUUCGUGGAACGUUUUCAAACGGUACCAAUUCUUCUGAUCAACUUCAACAGCAAGAAGGUUAUUUUAUCUCACAAAUUCAUGAACAGCCAAGAAUAUCAUCGGAUAAUCAUUCGAACCAUAACAAUACGAUUCUUUGUGCAGCUAUAGAACAUGCUCGGAAUACUAUUCAUACAGCUCAAUCUCAGCUAGCACGUGAAUUGCCAUUCGAUCAAUCACUAUCAUCCAUGAUGAAUAAUCAGAAUCAUUGGUCAAAUGAAAAUCGUCUCGAUGUUAGUCGUCAAUUGUUAACUAGUGAACUAUCGACAAUAAAUGCAUCGACAGCGCAAAUUAUUAUAUUAACAUCGGAUGUAAAUAAUCCACAUCGACGUCAUGAUGAUUCGAAUCAUUCACUGAGCACUGCAAUCUCAACCAUAACCAACAAUUUGAAUGAAUUCUGUAGAGAAAUGGAUGUUUAUCGAAAUUUAGUCAAUGAUAAAACCAAUUUACCCGAUCAAACACGUCGUUUAUGCACAGUGUUCAAUGAAUUGUUAGCCUAUAUACAAACCUUGACUGAAAAUAAUUAUGAUUCAGCAACUCGACAGAAUGUUUUGGUUACAGCAAGUCGUCUAGGUGAAAUCAGCCAAGAUCUUGUACGUCGCCUAACCAAUGAUGCUGAUUGUUCCGUCGAAUAUCAAGAGAAACUAUUAACAUUAGCCAAAUCUGUUGCCAAUACGACUGCUCUGUAUGUUCUCAAAGCUAAAGAUAUCGCUACAAAUGUUCAAGAGCAACAAAUAGUCAAUGAAAUUAUUUCAACAGCUACGCAGUGUGCUCUGGCAACAUCACAAUUAGUUGCAUGCACAAAAGUUGUAGCUGCAACGAUUUCCAAUCCAUUGUGUCAAGAACAAUUGAUUGAAUCUGCACGCGGUGUCACACGUUCAAUUGAAGCUGUUCUUCAGUCUUGUGUACCACCAAUGACACCGGAAGUUUUCUUUUCUGAUCUGACAGAUGCCGGACGAAUCGUUCGAAAAACUCUAAAUGAAUUUCUACUUCAUAUUAAACUAAUAACCGAUACAACAGCUGCUAAUUCGGAUCGGAUGUUCUCUCCACUUACGAACGGUACACCAAAAUUACUUGCUCGUCGAUUGGUUGCCACGGACGAUAUCGAAGAAAUCGACGAAGAAAAUGAAGAGAAACAUCACGAUCAAUCUAUCGAGCAGAUCUUAGUAGCUAGUGAUCGUUUGUUCUCGUCGAUGGGCGAUGCAGCUGAAAUGGUCAAACAGGCAAAAAUUUUAGCACAAGCAACGGCUCAACUUGUUUCAUCAUUACGUCAGCAAGCUGAAUCGAUCGAUGACAAUACCAAUGAACAGAAACGAUUUCUAUCAGCUGCGAAAAUGCUUGCUGAUGCAACAUCCAAAAUGGUCGAAUCCGCUAAAGGCUGUGCAACCAAACCUCAUGACACUCACCUUCAGUAUCAACUGAAGAACUCAGUGGAAGAACUUCGUUCAGCAACGAACCUAGCAAUAACAAAUAGUAACAAACGAAAAGUAUUCAAACGAGUCGAACAAUGCGCUAAGCACUGCGCUUCGUGUGCCACUCAAUGUAUUGCAGCAACAUCAGCUCUGGCUAUGAUGAAUAAAAAUCAAUCAUCACAUCAAGAACUUGUUCAACAAUGUAAAAUCAUUGCCGAUCUCAUCCCAAAGGUUGUACAGAGUAUUCGUGCUUCAAUGAUCAAGCCAGAUUCUUACACAUUUCAAAAUAAUCUCAUUAAUGCAUGCGAAGAUUUUCUCGAUCCAGCUGUUCAUCUCACCAACAUUGCUCGAAUUGUCGUGCCAACCGUACAUGAUCAGUCACAAGCAUUGCAUUUGAAUAACAGUUCGAAACAAUUAACACAAGCAUUGAAUGAUCUAAGAGCCUAUGUUAAUCGAGCACAAGAAUUAAACAACUCAAUUGGAAUAGAUAGUGAAUCGAUUCUUGAAUUAAGCGAAUUACUUGAAAGAGAGUUGAAUGAUAUCAAACGGCAAGCAAAAAGUGGAGAUUUACAAGUACGACCCAAUGAAACGAUUGAUACGUGUUCAUCACAAUAUGCAUCUGUAUGUAAACAGUUUAAUAGCAUUAUUGGUCGAUUGCUUAACGCAGUGCAUCAUAACGAUGAAAGAGGUGUCGACGACUGUGCACAGGACAUGCUUCAACUUUUGCGUCGAUUUAUCAAUUCAACGCGUGAUUUAAUUGCAACGAUCACCGAUCAUCAAAUGCAAGAUUCAACUAUGGAACGUUCACGCGAUGUGUUAAAACAUACAAUUCAACUUCUUCUUGAAGCUCAACGUGCUCUUCGCACACCACAUGAGCAAAAUAAACUACCUACCAUCGAUCAUGAACUUUCAACUGCUGUCAAUGCUUGUCUGUCAAACAUGCCAUCGCAACGUUAUCUGAACGAAGUCAUUAAACAAAUGUCGGAAUAUGUCUAUACGUUAGCUGGACCGUUUGAUCGUAAAACAGGUCCACUUUCUAUUUCCUCCGAAAAUAUCGACCGUGCUGCUGCUGAUCUCAAUCAAGCAACUACAGAUCUAGUUGUUAGUACACAUAAAGGUGUAACGAAUGAUCUAGCCAAAACAUCGGCACGAUUCAGUCGAGCAUUCGGAGAUUUCAUUGAUAAUGGUAUACACUAUGUUAAUCAUCAACAUGAAGAUGAUAAACGAUCGCGUCUAAUCGUAUCACUCAAAAAUGUUCAUACAUCGUCGAAUCAAUUAUUGGAACGAGCAAAAUCAGUUUCUCUCGAACCGUCAGUAGUAGAACAAGAUAUGAAAUAUCAAUUAGCAAAUGCUGCCAGAGCGGUAACAGAAACAAUCAAUGAUGUUAUCACCGCAUGUUUAGUGUCGAAAUCUGCAAACAGUGUCGAACACACUGAAUGUGAUAAUGCCAUUGUAAAAAUGGAAACAUCAAAGGCUAUAUUACAACAAGCAGUCUUACAGCCAUGUGCCAACUAUACGUAUUUUGAUGCACUCGAUCAUGUAGUGGAAAAUUCGAAGCGUUUAGGAGAAGCGAUGACACAUAUUGCUAGUGCUUCGAAGAAUAUCAAUCAUAGUCUAUUUGUUCAAGCUGUUCAAGAAGCAUCGAAAGCAGUUUGUCAUUUAACGGAAGCAUCAGCUCAAGCAAGUUAUUUGAUUGGUAUAUCGGAAUUGACAUCAACGAAAGGAAGUACACCUGUACUCGAUCAAGUGUUAUUCAAUCGAGCAGUUGAAGCCAUUCGACAUGCAUGUGCAGAUCUAGCAAAUUCAUCAAUCAACCGAGACGAUAUUUUAACCUUGGCAGCAACAGUUGCUAAGAACACAUCAUCUCUAUGUAAUAUCUGUCGCGAUGCAUCGUCGAAUACAGCUGAUCCAGUCGCUCGACGACGUUUCGUACAAUCUGCUAAAGAUGUUGCCAAUGCAACUGCCGAACUUGUCCGUGCUAUCAAAAUCUUAGAUAGUUCGUAUACACCAGAAAAUCAUCGAUAUUGUAUGGAAAUAAGUCGACCGUUACUUCAAUCAAUUGAUGAACUUCAUACAUUCGCCAUGUCUAAAGAUUUCGCAGGCGCUCCACCGACAAUUAACGCUGCUGGACGUCAAUCACAAGAACCAAUCUUAUCGGCUGCUAGAAAUGUUGUUGAUGGCGCAUGUCGUAUUGUUGAAUGUUCAAAAACUUUAAUCGUCAACUCCAAAGAAGCUUCAUUAUGGCAACAACUUGCUACACAUACAAAGACUGUUUCAGAGGCAAUCAAACGUUUAGCCACAUCUGUCAAGGAUUUGACACCUGGACAACAGGAAUGCGAACGAGCAGUUGAAGAACUUCGAAGACUUUUUCAAGAAAUUGAUAAAGCAAUGAUGAAUGUUGAUUCGAUACGUAAGACGGAUAAAUCACCUCAGUUCCACCACGAGCAAAUCUCCUCGAGUUCUCAUUUUCUUGUUGAGCUAAUCAAUAAUAUUUGUCAAUCAUCGAAACGCGAACCAGAGCGUAUCGGUGCGUAUGUAUCGCAAUUUAUCACGUAUUUACAACCAUUCAUUCAUCAUACAAUCAAUUAUACCUCCUAUGUGAUUCAUAAACACGAGAAACUUCUAAUUUUGGAGCAAAUUAAGGAGCUAGUAGAAACAAGCCUACAGAUGAUCCUGAGUACUAAAGAAGCAGGUGGAAAUCCGAAGAACGUUCAAUGGCAUAAAAUUGUCGAGACGAAUAGUGAUGCUCUGAUAAAAUUAAUCAGAAAAUUAGUUCAAAUAUUACCAGAACAAUCAUCAGCCAAUGGAUUAAUGAACGGUUUGUGUGAAAACAUUCGUCAAUUGAUAUCCACGUUAGAGACAACGAAAAUAACCAAUCAAGGUCAAUACAUUGAUUGUCAAGCUCGAAUGAUUGAAGUUCUCAGACAAUUAGCUAGAUCGAUGAAAACGAUCAAUGAUUCGAUCGAUAUUCGACAUUUAGCGAAUCAAUUAACACGUGAAUACAAUGAAUUAGUCCAUGCGACAUACGGGGCAGUUGGAACUGCAAAUACAAAUGAGUUAUCAAUACGUAUUAAGAAAGCUGUACAAGAUUUAGGCUUUGUUUUGAUUGAAUUAAUUGAAAAAUUGACACAAAACAAAUCGAAAUACGAAUUCGAUAGUGUUUGUCAGAAAGUAGUGGAGAAGGUUUCGAACGUUUUAACAGCAUUACAAAGUAACUUACGUGGAACACAAGCUUGUAUCAAUGCUGCAAGCACUGUCCGUGGAAUCAUUACUGACCUCGAUACAACCAUUCUGUUCGCUACAGCUGGUUCAUUGAAUUCUGAACAUGUUGACGAAACAUUUGCUGACCAUCGUGAAGCUAUUUUGAAAACGGCCAAAAUACUUGUAGAAGAUACGAAAACAUUAGUUGCCGGUGCUGCAUCAACACAGGAACAAUUAGCAUCAGCGGCGCAGGCAGCUGUACGCACGAUAACUAAACUUUCUGAAGUGGUCAAAACAGGUGCUGCAUCUUUGGGUGCGAAUGAUGGUGAAGCACAAAUUAUGCUUGUCAAUAGUGUGAAAGAUGUGGCUGUUGCUUUGAACAAUCUUAUCAACGUAACGAAAUCAGCAAGUGGAAAAAAUAUUGAUGAUCCCGAAAUGCAAAAAUUGAAAGAAUGUGCGAAAAUUAUGGUCACGAACGUCACAUCUUUAUUACGUACAGUGAAAACUGUGGAAGAUAAAACACAGCGCGGAACGAAUGCACUAGAAAGCACUAUUCAAUCAAUUGCACAAGAACUUCAAACAUAUAGUAAUGGACAACGAACAGGAAACUACACUACACCCGAAGAGUUGGUUCGUGCGACCAAACAAUUUACAAUAGCAACAUCAAAAGCGGUAUCAGCUGGUCAAUCGUGCCAACAGGAGGAUAUCAUCGUUGCUGCCAAUCUCGGUCGUAAAUCAAUAUCUGAUCUGUUAGCUGUUUGCAAAUCCACUGCAUAUGCAACUGAUGAUCGAAAUCUACAGCAACGCACAAUGGAUAACGGACGAGCGUGUGUACAAACAUACAAGGAAUUGUUAGAAGCAAUUCAUACGUUAAUUCAAAAACCAUCGAAUGAAAUCAGACAAAAAUUACUUCAGUAUUCACGACUUAUCGCACAGUCAACACAUGAACUUGUUCAAUGUGCUGCGCAGUUGAAAGGUACAGAUUUGAUUGAUCCCGAUGAUCCAACUUAUAUUGCAGAAAAUGAACUGUUCAAUGCUGCCCAAUCAAUUGAAUCUGCAGCAAUGAAACUGUCACAUUUGAAGCCUCGUCGAAAAAUCAAAGAAAUCAAUGAAAAUUUAAAUUUCGAUGAACAAAUCCUGGAUGCAGCCAAAUCAAUAAUGAACGCAGCAAGUGCAUUGAUAACAGCAGCAACAUCAGCUCAAAAAGACCUUGUUGCACAGGGCAAACUUUCAUCUAAAUCAAGUUCCGAUGAAGAUGGCCAAUGGUCUCAGGGAUUAAUAUCAGCUGCACGUUAUGUCGCAUCGGCUUGUCAUGUUUUAUGCGAUGCAGCAAAUGGACUUGUACAAGGCUGUGGUACGGAAGAGAAACUGAUUUCCAGUGCAAAACAAGUUAGUUCAAAUACUGCUGCAUUACUUGUCGCUUGUAAGGUCAAAGCUGACUUUAUGAGUCAAUCCAUGGCACGUUUACAAGCGGCUGGUAAUGCGGUUAAGCGUGCUGCAGAUACACUUGUUCGAGCUGCUCAACAAGCUGUUGAUAUGCAACAAGAAGAAAAGCAUUUCGAAGUUUCGACACGCUUUGUUCCGGGUAUUGCGCAAGAAAUCAAAUGUAAAGAAGCAAUCUUAACCAAAGAACGAGAAUUAGAUGAAGCACGUAAUCGUCUUAAAGCUAUACGUUUAGCCAAAUAUGGUCAUAGUGAACAAGAAUCAGCCGAUAGUAGCUAA